Molecule: messenger RNA, 1134 nt
Organism: Mastomys coucha (southern multimammate mouse)
Lineage: Eukaryota; Metazoa; Chordata; Mammalia; Rodentia; Muridae
Gene: Gpx7
Product: glutathione peroxidase 7
Exons: 3
Coding region: 131-691 (186 amino acids)
Biological process (GO): response to oxidative stress
Molecular function (GO): glutathione peroxidase activity
Source: RefSeq, a predicted model, not a curated record
CUCUGCGCCUGCAGAAGCGACUGCGAAGGGGGCGCGUCCUGCCCAGCGGGCCGCCUCCUCCCGCCCCCCACGCCGGGGUCCCCUCCGCCUUGUCUUUGCCCUCUCCAAGUCGCCACCUCGGGAGUGAGCCAUGGUUGCGGCUGUGGCAACGGCGUGGCUGCUCCUGUGGGCCGCGGCCUGCGUGCAAUCCGAGCAGGACUUCUACGACUUCAAGGCGGUCAACAUCCGGGGCAAGCUGGUGUCGCUGGAGAAGUACCGUGGCUCGGUUUCCUUGGUGGUGAACGUAGCUAGCGAAUGUGGCUUCACAGACCAGAACUACCGAGCCUUGCAGCAGCUGCAGCGGGACCUGGGCCCCCAUCAUUUUAAUGUGCUUGCCUUCCCUUGCAACCAGUUUGGACAACAGGAACCAGACACCAACAGGGAGAUUGAGAACUUUGCCCGCCGCACCUACAGUGUCUCUUUUCCCAUGUUUAGCAAGAUCGCAGUCACUGGCACUGGUGCCCACCCUGCCUUCAAAUACCUAACCCAGACUUCUGGGAAGGAGCCCACCUGGAACUUCUGGAAGUACCUAGUAGACCCAGAUGGAAAAGUGGUGGGGGCAUGGGACCCCACUGUGCCAGUGAAGGAGAUCAAGCCCCAUAUUACAGAGCAGGUGAUGAAGCUCAUCCUUCGGAAACGAGAAGACUUGUGACCGGGUCCCCCUGAAAUCCCCAUCCCUCAGCAAACUCAAGUGGUGCUUCACCGGCAGAGAGCCAACGCUUCUCUUCCCAUCACUCCUCAGAGGACAAAGCCUAAGACUUGGAUGAUUUGAAUCCAAGAGCAAGGAACAGGAACUGCUGGCCAAUGAGAGUUCUUAACAGCACAUCCCCAGCCAGUGGGCCUCUAGCCAAAGGAAACAUGGCAAGACUAUGAAGAAAACAUGUAGAUGGAUAUGAGACAAUCCUUUCCCUAGCCAGGCCAAGUCUUACCUCACAGGGAAGCUUUGAGGAUUAGCAUCUAAUACCCAUGAACGUGCCUGGGGCAGUGCUAGCCAAAGGGGAAGCACUCUGCCCAGUUUUCUACAUGUAAACAAACAUUAUUUGUGAUAAUAAAACCCAAGCUCGACAUAAAUGUCUAGCCCAUGGAACCCUGGGC